UUUCAUCAUCCUCUCUUUUCCCUGCUGCUGCACAGGUUUGCUGUGAGUGUUGGCUACUGGAAGGACCCUUACAUCCAGUAUUUUGUGAGACAAGCCAAAGAAAGGAAAGCACCUGAGAUCAACAGAGGUUAUUAUGCUCGUGUGCAUGGGGUCAGUUACCUGAUCAAGGCUUUCCUAGAGAAGACAGAAUGCAACUGUCAGAUUGUUAACCUUGGGGCUGGCAUGGACACCCUGUUCUGGAGGCUGAAGGAUGAAAAUCUUCUCCCUAGAAAAUAUUUUGAAGUGGAUUUUCCAAUGAUCGUUGCAAGAAAAAUACAUAAUAUCAAAUCAAAACCUCCCCUGUCAAAACCAAUUAUGGAAUCCCAUUCAGGGGACUCUCUUCUAAUAGAUUCCCACAGCCUGGACUCCAGUCGAUAUUCCAUAGUGGGGGCAGACCUCCGUUUCUCAUCAGAUCUGGAGGAAAAGCUAAAGAAACACAGCUUGGAUGUACAUUUGCCAACGCUGCUGGUGGCCGAGUGUGUGCUGGUUUACAUGACCCCCCAGCAGUCUGCAAACCUGCUCAAGUGGGCAGCAAGCACCUUCCCCGUGGCCAUGGUUAUCAAUUAUGAGCAGGUGAACAUGAGGGACCGCUUUGGGCAGAUCAUGAUCGAGAACCUGCAGCGCCGGCAGUGCAACCUGGCCGGGGUGGAGCUCUGCAGCUCCCUGGACUCUCAGAGGGAACGGCUGCUGGUUAAUGGCUGGGAAAACGCCCGUGCCAUCGAUAUGAUGAAGGUGUACAGCUUCCUGCCACAGGCUGAUGUCAAAAGAAUAGAAGCCCUUGAAUUCCUGGAUGAAAAGGAACUGUUUGAACAACUGAUGCAGCACUACUGCAUCUGCUGGGCUUGCAAGGACAGCAGCAACCUGGGUCUGGCAAACAUCGACUUCUGAGGGGAGGGGAGCCCUGUGGAGCCCCAUGGACGUGGAGAGGAUGGGAUUUGCACGUGGCAGCCCCGGGCUGUGGCUGGGACAGCUCCUGCUGCUGCUGCUGGGGACGGGCCUGGUGCCCUGGGGUGGUUUCAAGGAACAUUUUCUGUGAGCAGGACUUGCCUCCCGUUCCCAUCUGUCUAACGGUGCACAAGGUGUCAGUAACUCCUGUGUAAAGCUUGCCUUCCUUAGUUUAAAGCUGAAAGUGAAGUGUUGUUGGGUUCUUUGGUUUCCCUCUCCCGUGUUUUUGUGGAUGUGUAGCCGGUGUUGGUGGCAGGAGCCUGGGGAGCAGCGCUGGGCAGCUGCAGCAGAGGGAGCCUGCCCUGGGUGGGCAGGGAGGGAAUUCUGUGCAUUCUGUUCUGGUCAGGUCAGAUUCUGAUGAAGUGUGUUGGCUUCUCCAGGCUUCACUGCUGCUCACUGUCACUGCUGGGUGUUCCUGGAGGGGAAGAAUGAAGGAGAAGGAGGGUCCUGGCUGUGUUCAGCGAUGUACAAGAAACUG
Cyanistes caeruleus (blue tit) is the source of this 1462-nucleotide messenger RNA. Lineage: Eukaryota; Metazoa; Chordata; Aves; Passeriformes; Paridae. The record is from RefSeq and is a predicted model, not a curated record.